Messenger RNA from Gossypium raimondii (Peruvian cotton), 1465 nucleotides. RefSeq names its product 2-oxoglutarate-dependent dioxygenase 19. The record is from RefSeq and is a predicted model, not a curated record. The transcript has 4 exons. The coding region runs from base 81 to 1121 and encodes 346 amino acids. NCBI's taxonomy places the organism in Eukaryota, Viridiplantae, Streptophyta, Magnoliopsida, Malvales, Malvaceae.
GGGAAGUGAAUCACUCACAAAAUACAAACUUAUCUCAGCCUUCAGAUUUUUAGUUAUAUCAACUCAUCUGAAACUGGAAAAUGUUUUCUGUAAAAGAACUAGUUGAAUCAGUUCCCCUCACUUCACUUCCUUCCAACUAUAUCUUCGGUAAUACAGAAUCUAAUCGUCAUUGUUUGCUCAUGGAACCAGAAGAAACAGUCCCCAUCAUAGAUUUCUCUCUGCUCACAUCUCAUGAUCCUCAUCAACGAUCCAAAACCAUUACUCAACUCGGCAAUGCAUGCUUGAACUGGGGAUUCUUCAUGGUAAUAAAUCAUGGAGUGGCGGAGACAUUGAGAGACGAAAUGGUAAGGGAAACCGAAAGUUUCUUCGAUUUAAGAGGGGAGGAAAAGAAACAGUAUGCAGGGAAGAAGCUGUUUGAUCCCAUAAGGUGUGGAACCAGUUUCAAUGCUAAUGUGGAUAAGACUCUUCUUUGGAGGGAUUAUCUCAAGAUUCACGUUCAUCCCCAUUUCAAUGCUCCUGCCAAACCUUCUGGCUUCAGCAAGGUUCUGCAGGAAUACUGCGAAAAGACUGGAGAAAUGGCAAAUGAGCUGCUUAGAGGGAUAUCUGAAAGCCUGGGACUGGAAGAAAGGUACAUAAAUGAGAAACUGGGAGUGGAAUCUUCGGAGUCUCAUCAGCUGUUCGUUGCGAAUAUGUAUCCGCCUUGCCCACAACCUGAGCUUGCAAUGGGUCUACCCCCGCACUCGGAUCACGGGCUCCUCACAAUCCUCAUGCAAAAUGGGAUUCAAGGCCUUCAAGUGAUGCACAAAGGAAAAUGGGUUCUUAUCAAUCCCCUUCCCAACUCUUUCCUCGUCAACACAGGCGAUCACAUGGAGAUACUGACCAACGGCAAGUAUAAAAGCGUGUUGCACAGAGCUGUGGUGAACAACAAAGCCACGAGGAUAUCCAUUGGAACUGCACAUGGCCCACCGCUUGACACCCUCGUAAGCCCAGCAAAGGAGCUGGUGGCGGACGACGCCGGCCAAGCAUAUCUAGGUAUCACGUAUAGGAACUACUUGGAGCUACAACAGAGCAAAAGUCUCAGUGGAAAAUCCUGCUUGGAUCGCCUCCGCUUUUCGAUGUGAUCUCGUUCUAGUCACUGUGUUCAUCAUUUCGUCACUUAAUAUCAGGUGUGCCAUAUUUUAAUCAUAGAAAAAGGAAAAAGUUGAUUGGUGUGGAGCUACAACAGAGUAAAAGUCUCAGUGGAAAAUCCAGCUUGGAUCGCCUCUGCCUUUGAAUAUGAUCUCGGUCUAGUCACCGUGUUCAUCAAUUCGUCACUUAAUAUCACGUGUGCCUUAUUUUAAUUCAUAAAAAAGGGAAAAAGUUAAUUGGUGCUAUGUUGCUCGAGUCAACCAUGGUAACAUGUACCUAAAUGAUUGUGCAAAAAACAAUUAUCCUGCUAUAUCACUUGCAAAAAUUAUUGUCUUCA